This is a messenger RNA of Panicum virgatum (switchgrass), 2024 nucleotides long. RefSeq names its product protein NEOXANTHIN-DEFICIENT 1-like. The transcript has 10 exons. Bases 139 to 1029 code for a protein of 296 amino acids. Lineage: Eukaryota; Viridiplantae; Streptophyta; Magnoliopsida; Poales; Poaceae. The record is from RefSeq and is a predicted model, not a curated record.
CAUCACCAUUCAUCGCCCCUUGCCUUGGCCGGCCCCGUCCUCCUCCCCUGCCCGAUUCGUUCCUCCGUCCACGCUCGCCUGCUUGCUUCGUGGAGAGCUCGUGAGAUAAAGAGAGCCUGAGAGCGGGAAGGAGGGUCCAUGGCGGCGGAGGAGGAGGAGACGGGGAGGCCCCGCGCGGGCUACCAGCACGGGCUGCCGUGGGUGUUCAAGGGCAGCGCGCUGUACCAGCUGCAUUUGGUGAAGGCGUCGACGGCGCGCGCCUUCGUGCCCCGGGACCUGCGCCUCGUCGAGGCCUUCGGCUACACGCUCGGCGGCAUGUUCCUCGCGCGCUACCACGACAGCCCCGCCGGCGCCUUCGACGAGCUCGUGGUGAUCGCCGGCAUUGUGUGGAACCCGCCGACCUCCUGCGCGUGGGCUGCCAGGGUGCUGGUGAACAGCGUCGAAGCCUGCCGGCACGGCCGCAAGGAAGUAGGCCUCCCAAGCCAUGUAGCUACAUUCUCAAAGACGGAAGCCUCUGCGCUCGGAGACGAACCCUUGGCGAAAUCGAACGGCAUCCUGAGCGUACUCGGAAUAGGCUCGACCGCCCCCAAGCAAGAGAACCGCCGCGAGAUCGAGAUUUCCGAGACCAAGGGCUCGUCCACUAAGCAUCUGUGCAACAUCAGCAUGCCGCUUACCGGAUCACAUAAGCACCACAAGUGGAUGGGUCCGGCAAUCAGAAUGUCGCUUCCAAGCUUCAGUGGGCAGACUAAGGACCAUCCUGAUCUUCUCAAGUACUCGUGCAAAGUAGAAUGCAGGGUGCGUCCUGUAAAGCCUGCUAGGAUUUGGAAUCCAAGAUCCUCAGAGCAACAGGAGUGUUCUGAUGGCGAGAUUAACAGCGUGGGAUCCAAUGUCUUAGCCGACUCGGAUGCGCAAAGCCGGAGCAUUUCGGUAUUGCUGUCAAAGCCCAUCUUCGCUAUGGAAUUCAGCUCCCUGAGGAUGCACGUCGAUGCUCCGAAGAUCGUUGUUCCACAAUGCAAGAAGAAGGAGUGAUGCAUAUGCUGGAUCCAAAACAGAACAAGUUAAAGCAGAAUGAAGAAAUGGCCCCUGAGCCGCUGGGGUAAAAGAUUGAUCUCCCAUGCUUUGUCAGUAAAGAUGAACAUGACUGAAGAAAGGUGCAAUGUUCAGAAGCAGAGAAAAAGUGAAAUGACAAGAUUGACAGCGAGCUAGUUUCUGAUAAACCAGAGCCACACUCACACAUGACAGAUCCUGCAGUUAGUUCUGAACUAUUCAUGGAGCUACGAUGAUAUAGUCAGAUUAGUGAUGAUCAAACCACGGCAAGAAGCUAUCAAUGUCGUCGAACUGGUAGAUGCAGGCCAGUUCAUCCGGUUCCAUGAUGCUCAGAGGAACAGGAGACAUGGGAGCGCAGACGAUAUCCAUGACACUCUCGCCGGUCUGAUCACAGGCCCGUGGUGGCGGCGGCGGCGGCGUCUGCUCGAUCUUCACCGGUCCGCUAACCGGGACCGCCGGGAUCGGCUGAGCGGCAACGACCGGGACCGGCGGCUGCACUGCUUGCACAGGCGUAAGGCCGGUCAAGACGGGCUUGGCAGGGCUGGGCCCUGCCGUGGAGUCCUCGCUGCUGUAGGAAACCAGCUGCAGGUCCCGCGCCGGCGUCCCGGCGUCGGAUGACGUGCUGCAGGCCGGGCGGUUCCGGCAGCGGUAGGCCGCGGCCGCGGAUGUUCUCGCCGCCGGGAACUUCUUCUUGAGCGAGCUGUUCCAGUAGUUCUUGAUAGCGAGGUCUGUCCUCCCGGGGAGCUGGGCAGCGAUGACGGACCAGCUGUUCGAUGAACAUAUAAAGCAAAGAAACUGGCAGCAUAUCAGUGAUGGCGAUUAACUAGCAAACAUCGCUUAGUUUCUUUGCACUAGAAGCAGAGCAAGAUGCAGUAAUAAUCUAACACUACAUUUGAUGUAACUGAACUUUUCAAAAAAAAACAUUUGAUGUAACUGACAUGAAACCUCAGUUCGAUAGAACAGCAGUUUGGUUCAUA